CUCAGGCAGUCUGCUCCGAAUCACCAUGCCAGCGAUGACCACCAUCUUGCCCAUGAAGACUUACAACCCUUCGCACAAUGGCCGAGUGUGCAGCACAUGGGGCGCCUUCCACUACAAGACUUUUGACGGGGACAUCUUCCGCUUUCCUGGCCUCUGCAAUUACAUCUUCUCCUCCCACUGCAAGUCUGCCUACGAAGACUUUAACAUCCAGGUGCGGCGCUCGCCAGGGCCCAAUGCCACCACGACUGUGAGCCACAUCACACUGAAGCUUGAAGGGACCGUGGUGGAAAUGAGCCCGGCUGCCAUCCUGGUCAACGGCAAGCCGGUUCAGCUGCCUUUCAGCCAAUCCGGCAUCCUGAUCGAGAACAGCAGCAGCUAUGUGAAGGUCACAGCCAAGCUGGGCCUCGAAUUCAUGUGGAACCAAGAUGAUGGGCUCCUGCUGGAACUAGAUGCCAAGUAUGCCAAUCAGACCUGUGGCCUCUGUGGAGAUUUCAACGGCAUCCCCACCUACAGCGAGUUCUUCUCCAAUAAUGUCAGACUGACAGCAGUCCAGUUUGGGAACAUGCAGAAGAUGGACGGGCCCACGGAGCAAUGCCUGGACCCCCUACCAACAGCCCUACACAACUGCACAGAUGCCUUUGAUAUCUGUGAGACCACCCUCAACAGUGCUCCCUUCUUCACCUGCCAUGCCCUAGUAAAUGUCAGCAGCUACGUGGAGGCCUGCCGCCAAGACUCGUGCCUCUGUGACAAAGGCCAGCACAGCUCCUGUAUCUGCAGCACCCUUGCAGAGUAUUCCCGGCAGUGCGCCUACGCUGGCGGGCAGCCCAUGAACUGGAGGGCCCCAGACCUGUGCCCCAAGACCUGCCACUUGAAUAUGCAAUACCAUGAGUGCAGCUCCCCCUGCAUGGACACCUGCUCCAACCCUGACCAGUCAGCACUCUGUGAAGAACACUGCAUGGAUGGCUGCUUCUGUCCCUCAGGAACUGUCUUCGAUGACAUCGGCAGCCAAGGCUGUGUCCCAGUGAGUCAAUGCUUCUGUGUGCACAGCGGACAGUCUUAUGCCCCUGGAGCCUUUCGCUCCACCGAAUGCACCAACUGCACCUGCUCUGGAGGCCAGUGGAGCUGCCAGGAUCUCCCCUGCCCCGGUACCUGCUCUGUGACUGGUGGCUCCCACUUCUCCACCUUUGAUGACAAGCAUUACACAGUCCAUGGGGACUGCAGCUAUGUCCUGGUCAAGCCCUGCGAUGACAAGGCCUUCGCGGUCCUGACAGAGCUGCGCAAGUGUGGACUGACUGACAGCGAGACCUGCCUCAAGAGUGUGUCCCUCAGCAUCGGCAGCAGACAGACAGUGAUCGUGGUCAAGUCCACUGGGGAGGUGUUUGUGAACUCUAUUUAUAGCCAGCUGCCUGUCUCAGCAGGCAAUGCCACCCUCUUCAGACCUUCGUCCUCUUUCAUCAUUGCUCAGACCAACCUGGGUCUUCAGCUGACCAUCCAGCUCAUCCCUAUCAUGCAAAUCUUUGUAAGACUGGAGCCAUCCCUGCGGGGGCUGACCUGCGGUCUCUGUGGGAAUUUCAAUAGCAUCCAGGCUGAUGAUUUCAAGACCAUGAGUGGGGUGGUAGAAGGCACGGCCGCCGCCUUUGUCAACACCUACAAGACACAAGCCAACUGUCCCAAUAUCAAGAAUCACUUUGAGGACCCGUGCACACUCAGUGUGGAGAAUGAGAAAUAUGCACAGCACUGGUGUGGCCUGCUUACCGACACGCAGGGACUCUUUGCCAAGUGCCAUGCAGUGGUCAGCCCUUCCAUUUACCAUUCGAAUUGCAUGUUCGACACAUGCAACUGUGAGAAGAGUGAGGACUGUCUGUGUGCUGCGCUGUCCUCCUACGUGCAAGCCUGUGCUGCCCGGGGAGUACUGCUGAGUGGCUGGAGGGCCGGGGUCUGCACCAAGAGCGUGACCUCAUGCCCCAAGUCCCUGAUGUACCACUACAACGUCACCACUUGCCAGCCCACCUGCCGCUCUCUUAGUGAGCCUGACGUCACCUGCAGUAUCAAGUUCGGCCCCGUGGACGGCUGUACCUGCCAGGAAGGCACCUUCAUGGAUGACAAGGGCAAAUGUGUGCCUGCGGCCAGCUGCCCAUGCUACUACCAAGGGUCUGCUGUUCCAAACGGAGAGUCUGUCCAUGACAAUGGGGACAUGUGCACUUGUACCCAAGGCAGACUGAACUGCAUUGGAGGCCAGGUCCCAAAGCCAGCCUGCGCUGCCCCCAUGGUCUACUUUAAUUGCAGCAAGGCCUCGGCAGGAGCGACCGGAGCUGAGUGUCAAAAAAGCUGCCACACCCUGGACAUGCACUGUUAUAGCAGCCAGUGUGUCUCUGGUUGCAUGUGUCCAGAUGGGCUGGUGUCUGAUGGAGAAGGAGGCUGUGUCCACAAGGAUCAGUGCCCAUGUGUCCACAAUGAGGCCAGAUACCAUGCUGGGGAGACCAUUCAGGUGGAGUGCAACACCUGCACCUGUAAGAAUCAAAUGUGGCAGUGUACGAAUGAGUCCUGCUUGGCCACAUGUGCUGUGUAUGGUGAUGGUCACUACAUCACCUUUGAUGGCCAGCGCUAUAGCUUCAAUGGAGACUGCGAGUACACACUGGUCCAGGACCGCUGUGGGAAGAAUAUCAGUGCCAAGGGGACUUUCCGAGUCAUCACAGAGAACAUUCCCUGCGGGACCACAGGCACUACCUGCUCCAAGACCAUCAAGAUCUUCUUUGGGGGCUAUGAGCUGAAACUCAGUGAAGGGAAGGUAGAAGUGAUAGAGAAGAAAGGUGCCAAGGGAGAGCCGCCUUACAGCAUCCACCAGAAGGGCAUCUACCUGAUCGUGGACACCAACCUUGGGCUGGUGCUGCUGUGGGACAAGAAGACCAGCAUCUUCAUCCAGCUCAGCCCAGACUUCAAGGGGAAGGUCUGCGGCCUCUGCGGGAAUUAUGAUGGUAACAGCAUGAAUGACUUCACCACCAGGAGCCUCUCGGUGGUGGGCGACGUGCAGGAAUUCGGGACCAGCUGGAAGAUGUCCCCCUCCUGCCCGGAUGCCGGCCCCACCAGGGACCCCUGCACCGCCAACCCUUACCGCAAGGCCUGGGCCCAGAAGCAGUGCAGCAUCAUCAACAGCGCCAUCUUCGCCACCUGCCAUCCUCAUGUUGAACCCACCAGAUACUAUGAGGCUUGUGUGUCAGAUGCAUGCGCCUGUGACACCGGGGGAGACUGUGAGUGCUUCUGCACAGCUGUGGCCGCCUAUGCCCAAGCCUGCAAUGAGAUCAAUGUCUGUGUCUCCUGGAGGACGCCCAGUAUCUGCCCUCUCUUCUGUGACUACUAUAAUCCCAAUGGCUCCUGUGAGUGGCACUACCAGCCCUGUGGUGCUCCCUGCAUGAGGACCUGUCACAACCCGAGUGGGAAGUGCUCUCACAACAUCCGAGGGCUAGAAGGCUGCUACCCCAAGUGCCCUCCAAAGACCCCCAUCUUUGAUGAGGAUAAGAUGGAGUGUGUCCAGAGCUGUGCUCCCUGCUACAUCGAAGGAAGGUACUACCCACCAGGCUCCCCAGUACCCUCGGACAAGAACUGCCAAUCAUGCUCAUGCACCGAGGCGGGCAUCAAGUGCACUUAUGACUCAAAGGCAUGCAUCUGCACUUACAAAGGAAAGUCUUUCCUCCCUGGGGAUAUCAUUUACAACACCACAGAUGGCACUGGGGGCUGCAUCAUUGCCAACUGCAGUGCCAAUGGCACUAUUGAGGGCACCGUGCAUGACUGUACCCUCACCACCUCAGCUCCCUCCACCACCUUUGCCUUCUCUGACACCACCACACCAGUACCAACUGUAACCAGGGUGAACACAAAACGAUUCACUAUUUCCGCCACUAACACCAGUAUCACAACAGGAACUUCCUUUGAAAGUGUCAGUACACCUGGCAUGACAUCUGAAACCACAACGUGUGAUGAAGUCUGCACUUGGUCCCCUUGGCUGGAUGUCAGCCACCCAGGAUCAGGAGCUAACAGCGGCGAUUUUGAUACUCUGGAGAAUAUCAGGGCAGAGGGCUACAGAGUGUGCAGAUCGCCAAAGGAGGUAGAAUGUAGGUCUGCAGAGUUCCCUGCUGUGCCAUGGCAGGACCUCAACCAAACUGUGGAGUGCAGCAGAGCCCAGGGGCUGAUCUGUCACAAUACGGAUCAGGUGUCUGGAAAAUGUGACAACUACCACAUCAGAAUUUUAUGCUGCUUUUCUCAACCGUGUACUCGCCACAAGGUCACAGCUCUCACAACAGCAGCCCAUUCAGGAAGCACAGUUGCUCAUGGCACAUCUAUUUCAAGACCACCGACAACGCCAGAACCCAAAGGAAUCUCAGGGAAUCACCUGACCAAAUCAACUGCCACUCCAUCAACAAGGGAAACUAAGACAAUAACAAAACUCUCUCCUUCACCAGAGACACCGGGAACCAGCAGUCACUCUCCUGAUGUGACACCUAGGCAGGUGACAAUGUUACCACUGACAAAUUCAUGUCUACGAGAAGUCUGUGAAUGGACACCCUGGAUAGAUGGGAGUUAUCCUGAGUCAGAUAUAAAUGGGGGAGACUUUGAUACAUUUAAGGAUUUAAGAGCAAAAGGCUACAAAUUUUGUGAGGUCCCCACAGCAGUGGAAUGCAGAGCUGAAAGCUUCCCCAACACACCUUUGAAUGAGCUGGAACAGAAUGUGACUUGUAGCAAGACAGAAGGAUUGCUGUGCUUAAACAAAGAUCAGCUCCCACCGAUAUGCUACAAUUAUGAGAUCCGGAUACAGUGUUGUUCAAAGAAAGAUUUCUGUCACUCGGGAGGAGAGAGCAGGCAAAAAAAUACAACAUCUCCUACACAGCCUCCAAGAUCAAGUGGAGUGCAUUCAACUAGGACAGAAAGAAAGCCUACAGAGACCCCAAGCUGCCAACGACACGUUCCCCCUCCACACGCAAACGGAAAGCCAUCCUCACCUCCUACAGCCACAACCGCUGAAACAGCGAGCCAAUCACCGGCUCCCAGCUGCCAGCCACAGUGCUCAUGGACCAAGUGGUUUGAUGUGGAUUUCCCCUCAUCGGGACCCAAUGGUGGAGAUGUGGAAACCUACAACAACAUCAUGGCAAGAGGAGAGAAAAUCUGCCACCAGCCGGAAUACAUUACACGGCUUGAAUGUCGAGCAGAGAACUAUCCCCAUGUUAACAUUGAGAAAAUAGGACAGGUGGUGGAAUGUAAUGCUGACUAUGGGCUCAUCUGCAGGAACCAGGAUCAGAAGGGGACAUUCAAGACGUGUUUUAAUUAUGAGAUUCGUGUCCUCUGCUGUGAGCCAAUGAAGAACUGCCCCAAUACCACUGCUACAUCUGCAAACACUCCCAUUACCACAUCAGUCACCACGAAGCCGAGUCCCGAGACAACCUCCCAUGUUGUGGCCACCACAAGCAACUCGGUUCCAUCUUCACCCACAACCACAAUAACAGCGGUUCCCACUUCACACGCAAAAGGAAAGCCAUCCUCACCUCCUACAGCCACAACCGCUGAAACAGCGAUCCCAUCACCGGCUCCCAGCUGCCAGCCACAGUGCUCAUGGACCAAGUGGUUUGAUGUGGAUUUCCCCUCAUCGGGACCCAAUGGUGGAGAUGUGGAAACCUACAACAACAUCAUAGCAAGAGGAGAGAAAAUCUGCCACCAGCCGGAAUACAUUACACGGCUUGAAUGUCGAGCAGAGAACUAUCCCCAUGCUAACAUUGAGAAAAUAGGACAGGUGGUGGAAUGUAAUGCUGACUAUGGGCUCAUCUGCAGGAACCAGGAUCAGAAGGGGACAUUUAAGACGUGUUUUAAUUAUGAGAUUCGUGUCCUCUGCUGUGAGCCAAUGAAGAACUGCCCCAAUACCACUGCUACAUCUGCAAACACUCCCAUUACCACAUCAGUCACCACGAAGCCGAGUCCUGAGACAACCUCCCAUGUUGUGGCCACCACAAGCAACUCGGUUCCAUCUUCACCCACAACCACAAUAACAGCGGUUCCCACUUCACACGCAAAAGGAAAGCCAUCCUCACCUCCUACAGCCACAACCGCUGAAACAGCGAGCCCAUCACCGGCUCCCAGCUGCCAGCCACAGUGCUCAUGGACCAAGUGGUUUGAUGUGGAUGUCCCCUCAUCGGGACCCAAUGGUGGUGAUGUGGAAACCUACAACAACAUCAUGGCAAGAGGAGAGAAAAUCUGCCACCAGCCGGAAUACAUUACACGGCUUGAAUGUCGAGCAGAGAACUAUCCCCAUGUUAACAUUGAGAAAAUAGGACAGGUGGUGGAAUGUAAUGCUGACUAUGGGCUCAUCUGCAGGAACCAGGAUCAGAAGGGGACAUUCAAGACGUGUUUUAAUUAUGAGAUUCGUGUCCUCUGCUGUGAGCCAAUGAAGAACUGCCCCAAUACCACUGCUACAUCUGCAAACACUCCCAUUACCACAUCAGUCACCACGAAGCCGAGUCCUGAGACAACCUCCCAUGUUGUGGCCACCACAAGCAACUCGGUUCCAUCUUCACCCACAACCACAAUAACAGCGGUUCCCACUUCACACGCAAAAGGAAAGCCAUCCUCACCUCUUACAGCCACAACCGCUGAAACAGCGAGCUCAUCACCGACUCCCAGCUGCCAGCCACAGUGCUCAUGGACCAAGUGGUUUGAUGUGGAUUUCCCCUCAUCGGGACCCAAUGGUGGAGAUGUGGAAACCUACAACAACAUUAUCGGAAAAGGAGAGAAAAUCUGCCAGAGACCUGAAUACAUUACAAGGCUUCAGUGUCGAUCAGAGAACCAUCCCCAUACUGAGAUUGAAAAAAUAGGACAGGUGGUUGAGUGCAACCCUGACUAUGGCCUAAUCUGCCGGAACCAGGAUCAGGAAGGAACCUUGAAGAUGUGUUUGAACUAUGAGAUCCGGGUUCUCUGCUGUGAGCCAGUGGAAUCCUGUCCUUUAGCAGUGUCCAGCUCAAGCUUUCCACCAAGCAUUUCCAAGAAUGCAUCAGCCACAACCUCUGCUCCAAAUAGUAUGUUCCCACCUGUACGUGUUUCCACAUCCUUUACCACCUUGUCUCCACAAUCAAGUUCGUCAUGUUACUGUUUCUUGUCUGGGAAAGUCUAUCGGUCUGGAACUCUCAUAUACAACCAGACAGAUCACACAGGGCAUUGUUACUCUGCUCUUUGCAACAAAGACUGUAGUGUGAGAAGGAUAGCAACAAUCUGCCCCACUUCAGCUCCUGCUCCCGUCCUAUCCCAAUCAUCAUCAACCUCUGCAUCGGCAGCCACGGCCACAGUCACAGCCACAUCAUCAUCCACUCUCACGUUGCCAUCAGCAUCUUCAUCUCUCUCUCCAGUCACGCCAACAAAGUCGAGAGAUUGUCUGAAUGCAGUACCACCCAGAAAAAAAGGAGAGACCUGGUCCAUACACAAGUGCAAGAAAGCCACCUGUGAGGGUGAUGAUGUGAUCACACUGACACCUGUGAGCUGCCCUGCGGUGAAGAAGAUGUCCUGUGCUAAUGGCUACCCUCCUGUGAAGGUCUAUGAUGAUGCUGAGCACUGCUGCUACCAUUAUGAGUGUCAAUGUGUGUGCAGUGGCUGGGGAGAUCCUCACUACAUCACCUUUGAUGGUGUCUACUACACUUUCUUGGACAACUGCACAUAUGUGCUAGUGCAGCAAAUCCACUCCGUCUAUGACCACUUCCGGGUGCUCAUUGACAACUACUUCUGUGGUGCCCGGGAUGGCCUGUCCUGCCCUCGGUCGAUCACUGUUGAGUACAAAGGCAAUCGCGUUGUGCUCAUCCGGACUUUGGUCCACGGAGUGAUGGAGAAUGAGGUUAUCUUCAACAACAGGACUGUCAGUGCAGGGUUCAAGAAAGAUGGCAUUGUGAUCUCCACCCUGGGCAUUAAGAUGUUUGUCACCAUCCCGGAGAUUGGUGUCCAGGUCAUGUUCAGCGGGCUGCUCUUUUCAGUUGAGGUGCCUUUCACCAAGUUUGGCAACAACACAGAAGGGCAGUGUGGGACAUGUACCAAUGACAAGAAAGAUGAGUGCCGCCUACCUGAUGGGAAGAUUGUGUCCUCCUGCUCUCAAAUGUCUGGCUCCUGGAAGUACCAUGUGCCCAACCAGCCUUACUGCUAUGGACCAUCCCCCACUCCCACCCCCACAAUACCUUCCCGUACAACACCCAAGUCAUGCCCACCUUCUCUUCUCUGCAAGCUGAUUAUGAGCAAGGUCUUUGAAGCAUGUCAUCAUGUCAUACCACCAGAGCCCUACUUUGAGGGUUGUGUGUAUGACCAAUGCCACAUCCCUGAAGGCAGAGUAUGGUGCUCAGGCUUGGAGCUGUAUGCAUCCCUCUGUGCAGCACAAGGCGUGUGUAUCGAGUGGAGGCACGAGACCCAGGGUCAAUGUUCCCUUACCUGUCCUGGUAACAAAGCAUACCAGGCAUGUGGUCCAAUCUACCCGCACACCUGCCAAAAUCCUCAGGGAAGCAUCAACACCAGCCUGAUCAUUGCUGAUGACAUCAGCCUGUUAACAGAAGGAUGCUUCUGCCCCAAUGGCACCACACUCUUCAGCUCCAACUCCAACAUCUGUGUGCCAGCCACACCACUUGAGUGCCACACCUGGUGCACGGGCCCCAGUGGAGAGCCUGUGGAGCCUGGAGCUGCAGUGUCCUCUGGUCCCUGUGAAACGUGCAGCUGUGUCCCUGAUAGCAACCCAGAGUCCAAGACCUAUGUCAUCAAGUGUGAGGCCAAAGUCUGUGACACCCACUGUCCAGUGGGCUCCAAGUACCAAGAGAGGUCGGGCCAGUGCUGUGGUGAAUGUGUGCAGGUGGCCUGUGUGGUGCAAGUCAAUGACAGCUCGGUGCAGCUGGUCCAGCCAGGAAAAACCUGGUCUAGGCCUGGGAAUAAAUGUGUUCAGUAUGAGUGUGAAGAGGUCAAUGGCCAGCUCAUUUUGGUGACUGUGAAGAAGGCCUGUCCCCCUACCCUCUGCUCCCCGGACCAAGUCAGAAGGAGCGAAGAUGGCUGCUGCCUUGUGUGCCCAUCACCGUCCCAGGUUUAUCCUUGUGCCAUGGGUCGCCAUACUCAAGUCAUCCGGAAGGGCAGCUGCAACUCCUCCACCCCGCUGGAAGUGACCUACUGCCAGGGGAACUGCGGAGACACAAUGUCCAUCUACUCCUUCGAGGCCAACGUGGUGGAACAUCGCUGCCAGUGCUGCCGAGAGCUGAGGACCAGUCAGAGGAACGUGUCUCUGAGCUGCCCAGAUGGCUCCCACCUGGCCUUUGCCUUCACCCAGGUGGAGGAGUGUGGCUGCCAGAGCUCACGGUGUGACAGUCUAGACAUCAAGAGUAGUGACAAGGAGGAUGAGUCAGCCCCGAGCCAAGAGCAGGGAACCCUGGUGCACCAGGAUGAGCAGAGCCUGCACCGGCGAAGAGCUGCACCCAGCUCCCAGCCCCGGAGAUAAAAGGGCCCCAAGACCGCUUUGGGUGAGGGCUGGGGACAAAGCCCCCAGGCCCCCAGGCCCAGCCUCCUAGACAUCUCUGUUUCCUCCUCAUUUCAACUUCCAUUACUGACAUAGCUUAAGCCUCUCUGGGACCACUCCCGGAUGCUUCCAGAGUCACUGGCAGCUUCCCCCUUUGCCACCUGCAGCUGGCCCUGUCUGGCUAGAAUGCCAGCGUAGGCAAGUGGCUGGCAGGAUGAGACCUGUGUGCUAGCUUCCUGGGCAUCCGACGGGGGAAGCUGAUGCUGUCUGGGUGUCUGCGGCUGACUGGCACCAGCCACACUGCUCUGGGCUUUCCCCAUGGCUCGCCAGUUGGGCUUCCAUGUGUCCGCUACUAGGCGCAACAGCACUGACUGUCACAAGCGCUGGUCAAUCCCCUCUGGAGCCCCUAAGGCCCGGCCCCUCCCUCCCCUGCCCAGCACCUGUGCACAGCUGUUCUGUUUGUACCGGGCCCCACCACCACACCGCCAUGGUCCAGCCUUAUUCCUGAGCUGCUGGCCAACGUCUGCGCAGCCCAAAGUGAAAGGUUCUCUGAGACCCAUUUGAAGUCAGGUAGCAGAAGUAGGGGGGUCUCUGAACAGACUUUGGGAGGCCUGGGUUGUAUCUGGCUCUGGACUCUUUCUCCUCAAGGGAGUGGGGUGCCAGGUAUGGCUCUGCUCCCUGCCCUCAUCCCUGGCCUGGCUGGGGCUCUGCUUGGGGACAGGCACCA
Messenger RNA from Phascolarctos cinereus (koala), 10232 nucleotides. The record is from RefSeq and is a predicted model, not a curated record. Lineage: Eukaryota; Metazoa; Chordata; Mammalia; Diprotodontia; Phascolarctidae.